Molecule: messenger RNA, 1692 nt
Organism: Lolium perenne
Lineage: Eukaryota; Viridiplantae; Streptophyta; Magnoliopsida; Poales; Poaceae
Product: probable F-box protein At4g22060
Molecular function (GO): protein binding
Source: RefSeq, a predicted model, not a curated record
UACAUGAUCCCGUUCGGGCAGACAGGCAAGGCACACUCCAGACUCCACUCCACUCCCGCACGACAGCAGCGACCAACUCACCGGCGCGGCGGCGCGAACGGCAAACCGACCGCAGCAUCGACACCGGGACGGCGCUGAUCUCUCUAGGACCAAUGGCACCGGAGACGCAGCCGCACUUGCAGCCACCGCCUUCCUGGUCGGCCAUCCCGCAAGACCUGGCCGUCCUGGUGCUCCGCCUGCUUCCCGCAUACGUCGACCGUGCUCGCUUCGCCGCGGUGUGCCCACAGUGGCGUGCCGCCGCGAGGCUGCCCCUUCCUCCGCCACAGCCGCUGCUCGCGCUCCCCAACGGCACCUUCUACAGCCUCCCCUACACCAAGCCCUUCCGCUUCCCUGGCUGCGGCUUCGCUGGGUACCAGAGCGUCUGCGGGAACUGGCUCGUCUUCUCCCGCGACAACGGGUGCUUCCUGGUCGAUCCCUUCUCCGGGGCCACCAUGACGCUCCCUGCUCUCUCAUGCAUCCGCCUCCAGCCUCCAAAUGCAGUCGCUAAAUGGUCAGAUUCAGAUGAUGGAAGGGCUAGAUUUGCUGACCCUUACAUUACAUGGAUGCACAUCAGUGAUGAAUCACACAAGCUGCACAUAAGUAAGCUAAUCAUGUGCUCGCCAAACCUUGUUGCUGCAUUGGUUGGCAUCGGACAUACCACUCAGAUUCUAAUGUGCAAGCCAGGGGCAUUGUCGUGGUCAGUACGAGCGUACGAUGAGUGUAAGGGGUUCGAAGACAUGGCAUUCUACCAGGGCAAGCUAUACGCCAUUGCUGAUGACGAGAACCUCCUUGUGGUGAACAUCAGCGAGGACCAUAACACUGGCGAUCCACAGGUUUCUAAGACAGCUCAAGUCAUCAAAGGUGAUCGGUGCCCAUGGUAUCACGCUGUGUUCGAUGACAACAUGAUGCACAACCAGAAGAUCUACCUAGUUGAAUCGCGUGGGGCGUUGCUGAUGGUUCGCAGGGCGAUUUGGUGCAAGGUGCCUGAGCGUGGAGUGGAUAGGGAAAUCGUGGCUCGACGGAACGAGUUUGAGGUAUUCAAGGCUGACUUCGAGCGUUCACGUUGGGACAAGGUGACGACCGUUGGGGAUGACCAGCUGCUGUUUCUAGGGCGAAGGUGUUCCAUGGCUUUGUCCGUGUCUCAGUAUGACAUCCCAGGCGAUAGCAUCUUGUUCUUGGAUGAUGAUGAGGAGAAUCGUGUGGAGUAUUCUUAUGAGGGCGAGAACACUUCUUUCAGCACCUAUCACCUGAGAUUUCGUUUUAUCAGUUCUGCUCUUUCAAAGAUUUCAUGGAAGCGUGGCGAUGACAUGCGUCUGGCAGUAUGGCUCUUUCCUCAGGACCGUUGAGGAGUUAUACUGUUAGUCUGAUAUUUCUAUUCAUGCUGCUCCCAGUCCCAGGUUAUCUGAAAACGGCAGAGAUGUUGAAUGUUCACUAGUUAUGUUGCAAGCUGGUCAACAUAUUAUCUAUCUGACCCUGGUGGUAUGGUGUUCAGUUGUUCCCCUAACCUGCCAUGAGAUACAUUAGUAGCGUAUUUAUCUGAACUUUGUUACUCUUUUAAGUGCCGUGCAUCAGUGCUUGUAAGUUAUUGCGGUGGUUACUACUUACUACUACUGUGAUGGCACCAAAUGCAUAAAUUUGUUUAUGUCUACUCCA